This is a messenger RNA of Epinephelus moara (kelp grouper), 4135 nucleotides long. It is a transcript of the gene pamr1b, whose product is annotated as peptidase domain containing associated with muscle regeneration 1b. NCBI's taxonomy places the organism in Eukaryota, Metazoa, Chordata, Actinopteri, Perciformes, Serranidae. Bases 83 to 3646 code for a protein of 1187 amino acids. The record is from RefSeq and is a predicted model, not a curated record. Gene Ontology annotation, biological process: proteolysis. Gene Ontology annotation, molecular function: serine-type endopeptidase activity. The transcript has 14 exons.
GAAGGGGGAGGGAAGGACUGAAGGGCCAAGAGAAGGUGAUGUCAGCUGAGUUCAGAAAGUAAACAGAGUUCCAGACUGCAGCAUGCUGUCUGCGGGACCGGGACUGCAGCUGGGGCAAACCCACGGGGGCACCCACGCGACCCCACGGACCCGCACCUUUAUCUCUUGGAAGGAGGGCUGGUUCCUCCUCCUCUCCCUCUUCAUCUCCUUACCCCAAGGGACAGCCUGGCCCUACGAUUACAGGUAUUUGUACAACCACUGCCCGGGCCCUGAGUGGAAUGUAAUGUGCAGAGGCUGCUGCGAGUAUGACGUGAUCCGCUGUAAAUGCCCCCUACAGGGGACUCCAGUUGGCUACGCAGUGCCCUGCUGCCGCAACGCCAUCAACGAGUGCGAUCCCUGCAUCAUCCAUCCAGGUUGCAGUAUAUUUGAGAACUGUAAGCGCUGUAACAAUGGGACAUGGGGCCCCAGGGACGACUUCUUCAUUACUGGCAAAUACUGCGCUGAAUGCCGGCCUGGCUGGUCUGGUGGAGACUGUAUGCAGUGCGGGGGAGUGAUCCGUAAACGGCAGGGCCACUUGGUGCUCGAGAGCUACCCCAACAACGCUCGGUGUGAGUGGACAAUCCAGGUGGACCAUCCUUUUACUAUAGAACUCAGGUUCAUGAUGCUGAGUCUGGAGUUUCACCAUACUUGUCGUUAUGACUUCGUGGAGGUCCGAGAUGGUGACAGCAUCAACUCCCGCGUUAUCGCACGGUACUGUGGGAACAGCAGACCUCCUCCGAUUCAAAGCUCGGGCAACAGCUUGCACAUUCUCUUUGUGUCUGAUGGCUACAAGAAUUUCGAUGGAUUCUUUGCAACUUUCCAGGAGAGCUCAGCUUGCAGCUCCUCUCCUUGCCUGCAUGAUGGGACUUGUAUUCUCGACAGUUCUUUCACUUACCACUGUGCCUGUCUGGCUGGCUACACAGGCAAGAGGUGUGAAAAUGUGGUGGGAUGCCGCAGGCCUCCAGUGCCCACCCAUGGAUCCACACAGGGUCUGUUUCAUCACUCGGGGGCACGCAUCACUUUCCACUGUGACCCUGGCUUUGAGCUACGGGGGUUUCGUACCGCCAUCUGCCUCAGUGAUGGUACCUGGAGUGCGCCUGCCCCAGAGUGUGUACCGGUGGAGAGUGUUUGUACUUUACCACCCAAGCCAAAACAGGGGGAUCACUUCUUGGUUUAUGGACCCAAUGACGUCCUCAUUGCCCUACAGUAUUUUUGCUACCAGCCAUAUGAGCUCAGUGGCAGCUCCCAGAGAACCUGCCUCCCUAACAAUACCUGGAGUGGGACUCCUCCUGUUUGCACCCAAGUGAAUAACACUCUGCCUGAAGCAGAAAAAGACAUGGACAAGGCGAAAGAGACAGAAAAAGACAAAGAAACAGAGAGUGACAAAGAUAUCAGCCAAACUGCAGAGAAAGGUCAAGAGAACACAGCUGGAGAAAACGAAACUGUUGGAGGGAGAGAUAUAAACACUGGGCACGAGAAUACAACAGCAGUCGACAAAGAAGAUAAAUACACCACUACCAUUUCAGGAAAAACUGUGUCUGAGGGUAGAAAUGAAGGAGAGCUAGAGGAAAGAAAUACUGGGUCAGAGAAACCCACUGGAGGCAGGAAAGAUAAAGUGGAUAGUGAAGGCCCGGACAACAGCCUAAAUACAGUUGAAAAGAAAGAACCUGAGGUAGGAAAGCCACCCCCGAAAAAAGAAGGCAGCCCGGACACAAACCUGGAAACAGAAAAGACAGAUAUCAUAGAAAUAGUCGUGAUAAAAGACAAAGGACAAGAAGAGAAGGAAAGAAAAGAGGAGCAGGUGAAUGGAAAAAAAGAUCCGGACAAAUUCGGCCCUAAUGAUACCAAGAUGAGAACAGUCAUAACCGAGGGUGAAAACACAGUGGAGAUAUUUCAACUGGAAAUGACAAAGAACAACACAGGUAUAAGUGAUACAAAGGAAACAAAGAAAGAAAAUAAUACCAUAAGUUCUCCAGAGGCGGGGAGGAAAAUCCUUCCCACAAGAGUCAACAUUACACAGUACACCAUGUACAGGGCGGGAGGUGAGGAAAGUGGAAAACCAAAAGAAAAACCAACAGUAAAAGUGGACAAGACAGAGAAGGAUCCUGCUGAGAAAACAAAGGAGGAGCUGGAAAGGGAGAGGGAGGAGAAAGAAAAAGAAAAGGAGAAAGAAGUCAACCAAAGCUUCAGCGAGAAAAGCUGCCCACCUCUCACUCGCCUUUACCAUGGCUACUACCAGCUGGUGCCUGGGGUGGAGCCUGAAACAGCGGAGUUCUUCUGUAACCACUCCUAUGCUCUCAGUGGUAGUGCCCGACGUACCUGCCAGCCAAAUGGUACCUGGAGUGGCACACAGCCUCUCUGUGUCAGAGCAUGCCGGGAGCCCAAAGUGUCCGAGCUGGUUAGACAAAGAGUUCUGCCCCCUCAGGCACCUUCCAGAAAAACACCUGUGCAUAAGCUCUAUGCUUCUGGGCGGAGCCAACUGUUCCAGUCUGUCGGACCCACUAAAGGCCCCCCAGUGCUUUCCCAGUUACCCCAGGGCUUCCACCACCUUUACUCACAUAUAGAGUACGAGUGUGCCUCUCCCUUCUACCAUCACUCUGGUAGUGCUCGUCGCACUUGCUUGAAGACUGGGAAAUGGAGCGGGCGUCAUGUGUCCUGUACGCCAGUGUGUGGGAAGCAUCCAACCUUUGACCCAGAGAGGCCGGCAGAGGCUCACUGGCCUUGGCUGGCAGCCAUCUACCGUCGCUCCACCAACGGAGUGGAGACCAAGGUGACCAAGGCAGACAGCCAGGCAGGGUCCCUGAAGGGGGACUUUGGAGCAGGAACUGGCAGUCUGAACCAGGCUUCUGAUUGGCAGCUGGUGUGCAGUGGGGCUCUGGUGAGCCAAAAGAGGGUGGUGGUUGCAGCCCACUGUGUGACUGAGCUGGGGAAGGUGUAUCCUCUGGAUGCAACCAAGAUCAAGGUGGUGGUAGGGAAGCAUUACCGUGACGACCAUAGGGAGAGCAAAGGUCUUCAACACCUGAGGGUGGCCUCUAUUGUUGUUCAUCCAAACUACGACCCACAUAUUCUCGACUCCGACUUGGCCGUGGUCAAGUUAUUGGACAAAGCAAGGAUCGGGGAGAAGAUCCUGCCCCUCUGCCUCUCAGAGAGUGACGGAGAAGAGGUGCCCUCUGGGCAAGGGCUUGUGACAGGCUGGUCUCCGCUGCCUGAUUCAAAUUUAGGUCCUGACGAGAAGGCAAGGGUUGGACUUGUUCACCUUGCUGACGUAGUGCCCUGUGAGCAGCAGUAUGCUCGAAACGGCGUGCCAGUCAGCGUCACGGACAAUAUGCUCUGUGCCAGCCAGAAGCCUGACUAUGAACCGUCCAACAUAUGUCCCUCUGACACAGGGGGAAUCCUUGUUCUCCCCGCCCUCUCUGAGAACCAAGCCAGCAAUGACAAGAAGCCCUCUCUCAGUUCUACGCAGGUGCAGGCGGAGAGCAAAGGGCUGUGGAGACUCCUGGGACUGGUGAGCUUUGGCUAUGACCAAGGGGAGUGUGAUCCCGACCUCUACACAGUCUAUACACGUGUAGCCAACUUCAAAGACUGGAUAGUGAGCAAUAUGAAAUAAAAAUAAUCCUACUGUCUGACUUACCUUCUUCCCUUUAUGCUUCUAAAAUAUUUAAAUGGCUUCAUAUCUUGCAGUUCUUUCCCUUAUGUUUGUCAGGUUUUUCAAUCUAUUCAUCUCUUCUCUUUGAUCUUUGUUUUUCCUUGCACACGGGCAUUUUCUUACUCAUUGCAGAAGCACAUGAAACACUGGACAACACAGUGCUCUAACUGAAGGGGGUGCUAACACAUUGGAUGUGCUGGGCAUCACCCUUUCACCAGACGACUUCAGUGUUCAGGUCCCUCAGCCUGAGGUUACAGACUUGAAAAUGACCAGAAAACCAUUUCACGCCUCUGGCUACUGAUGGUUAGUGUUGUAAUCAUUGGUAUGUAUAUAUGUUGUAAUGUACUGAAUUAUUCUAUCGAUUCAUAUGACGCAAGAGAUGUACAUAUUGUAUGGAGAGACAGAAAAAUGAUGACGUUUUUAAUUAAAGAAAAGUGUGGGUGUGGUAAA